AUGACGCGCCAACCUUCCGAUCAAUCUCUCGACGCUCCUGGCCAACCCGCCAACCCUUUGCCUAUCCCUACUACCCAAUUCGUUCCUCAAUCUACCCCUCCUCCCCAAAUGUCUGCUGUUCAACAAACAUCAUCCUCGGACCAUGUUUGUCGAUCCAUCAAUGUUGUGUCCUGCAGCCGUGGACAAGGCCCAGAAGAUGUUUUCGUACCACCUCCACGAUUGACGUACUUGGAUUUGUUGAUCAUGGAAAAUUCAGGAUUUCCGAGUAUGGCUGAAUUUGAGAUCUUUCUCCAGCUGUACCAGAAAUCAUAUUAUCACAUGGAACUAGCGGAACGCAAGAAGCUUUUCCAGCAAGUGGAGCUUCUUCGACAAAGUAUGCGCCAUCCGCAAUCGGUUCAAGCGCUUGUAGAAGCACAGCAGAGUAUUCAGGCCGGUCAACCGUUCCUCAGCCUCAAACAUUAUGCAAACUUCAGCCGAAAUGGAUCCAUGCUUACCUCCAUGAUCAGUCGCUGCCUCAAUCUUACCUCUUUAGCUCUCCAGCGAGCCGUUUUUAAAGCCGCAGCAGAAGUAAAUAAGAACACCGAUACGCCAAACAUAGCAACCAUUUCAGGCAAAAGCUGUGAAGACAUUUUGUCCCGUGGUGUAAAACACUGGACCGCUGAGGAUAUCUUGAAGCUCGAGACGAUCGUCUACAUCCGCCCCGCUGAGUACCACGUCAACAACCCUCCAUCUAAGGUAACUUCGCGUACUGAUUCCUCAUAUUUCUCGCAUGAACCGCCUCUUCAUUGCCCGGAUCCUCCAGAGUAUGGAAGUAUGAAGAUUGAGCCAAAUGGUUCCGCUGUGCUCUUGCAACAACCAUGGACAUACAGCCAGUGUUUGGACUACCUCGCUGGUCGGACAAUAAACUUCAUGAAUUCUCGUGAUCCAGAAGCUUUUUUCUUCAGCUUGCCUUCGGACGACAAGCUUCAAGGCAUGACGGCUGAUCAACGCGCAGAGUGUGUUCGCAAGCAUAUUAUAGAGCAAGAUGCGAAGCGGGGUCUAUCGAAAUCAGACAAAAAUUGGUAUCCUAUUCAUUCGAAAACCUUUAAGCGUCCCAUCGAAGGUACACAUGGUAGUUUGGCUCCGGAGCUUGAUACUACUGCAUCAAUCUCAAAAGGUGACCCUUACAUCCAGGGAACCCUUGAUAAUCAUCGAUACCCCGGAACCCAUGGUACAUGCAGUAGUGAAGGUGGACAUUUAUUUGGAUCACCAUCGAACUCUGGUGCAGAUUAUGAUAGUCGAACUAGACGUGGACGUCAGCCGCCAUCGAGCAUUGUGGCAGAUGACGGAUGUUGCGAUUCAGACCUGGGGGAUGACGAUGAUUCUGAUUGGGCUCCCACUCAAUCUGACAAUUGGAGUUCGCCAUCGAGAUCAACAAAGCGUGUAUCCUUCGCUGCAGCGGUGACAGACAUACCAGGAAAUCUUCGUGGACAGGGAAAUAGUAUCGUUCCAUCUGAUUCUUUCUCCUUUGCAGAGUCAGAGUCAGAGAAUGAUCAAGCGACCACUGUAGACAAUGGACCAUUGAGUGAAAACAUUCGCGAUCGUCAAGAUUGUCUUUGGACAACUUCUGCAGCUCAUGCUACUCCUGCGAUCGAGGUUGCACUGGCUUCGGGUGAUGAAAAUGACAAUAAUGUCCCAGUUGUCCCACCUCGUGCCUCUGGUUCAAAGAGAGGAAACAGAAAGCGUUCAUUGACUCGAGGUCGUCGAGUAGCUCAACCACGUGCUCAACGACGCGGUGGGGAUUUUGAUACCUUGCUUGAUACUUUGGAGAAACACCAUUCGCAACUGUCCUCACUCCCACAUUUAAACAACGAGAAGCUCAAUUUUGGGGAUGAGAAGCAUCAGACGGCUAGCAACAAGCCUCAAGGUAUCCAAGCCCAAGAGUUUUUGUUUCCUACUUGGGAAGGAGUUCCAGUGCAACGCGGCGUUUCAAAUGUUGGAUAUGCCCUUCAGGAAGAUUCGAUGCUAGCCAUGCAAGAAAUGUUACAGGAGCAGCAAAGAAAGAAGAGAAUCCAAUUACUGCAAGAACAGGCCGCUAUGCAAGCUAGUCUUGUCUCAAAAACUGGUCCAAAAGAUGAUCAUGACCUUGAAGCUUCAGCAUAUGAACCGGCAUUAUUAACAAUGGAACAGGAAAGCAAUAAACAAGUUGAAUCGAAAGACCAAGAACAGGUUAACAUGCCAGCUACUUAUCCCUCCUGUGGAGAUAGUGGUACCUACUGGGAGAAUGGUGGUCAAACAAAGCCUGUAGAAUCUUCUCUUGUUUCUCUCGGAAAUGACAAAACUAUCCUCAAUGGUCCCCCAAAAUUUUACGGUCUCACAUCGAAGGAAGCUCAGCAAGUCGAACUUGGUCGGCUUGGAAAGGUUAAGAACCGUUCUACGCUCCAAGAUCCCCAUGCCGGAAAGACUUCUACUUCUGCCAGGGCCCCCAAAGACCGUAAACAAGACAUGGCUACCAAGUUCGAUGACCUUAAGAAAUUUGCGGAUGAGUUCAAGAUGUCCACUCCAGUGCCAAGUGACAUUGCCUUUAUCAAUCACGGUCCUCUUCGUAUUGCGAUCAAGGAAGACAAUCUUCGUCGUGCUAAGGGUGCUCCAUUUGAUGAGUCGAAUUUGGAGGUUAUCUCGGUUGAAGAAGCUACUCGUCUUCUUGCUGCUCAGAAGUUAGCUAAAGAGAUCUCGACUGCUACAAAGUCUGCAACUGGUACCUCUCCUCCCAUUCCUGCAAGUCAUCAAUUGAAUGGUUUCGAUCUCGGCGUUACAGCUACAGCAUAUGAUCAGGACCGUUUCAUACGAGCUACCUAUAGCAGCGUCAAUAACUACAAGGCUAACCAUGAUAUUCACAGCUUCGAACAAGAUAACUCAAUGAAUGCUAAGUGUAGAAGGUGUUCUGAGAGAUCGAGAUUGAGAUUGAGAUUCAAUAAUUUAAGUGGCGAAUUGUUCUGA
This is a messenger RNA of Botrytis deweyae, 2979 nucleotides long. RefSeq lists its product as uncharacterized. The record is from RefSeq and is a predicted model, not a curated record. The coding region runs from base 1 to 2979 and encodes 992 amino acids. NCBI's taxonomy places the organism in Eukaryota, Fungi, Ascomycota, Leotiomycetes, Helotiales, Sclerotiniaceae. The transcript has 3 exons.